AUGUCUUGCUUUAGACUCCCUCUCUCCCUCUGUCGGCUUUUAGACAGGCACGUGGCCAGGUUUUGGUGGGGUGAUUCUGCGGAGCAUUCUCGCAUUCGUUGGGUAUCUUGGCGGAACUUGUGCAGGAGUAAACAUGAGGGAGGCUUGGGGUUUCGGCGUUUUGAGCAAUUCUCACCUACUAUCUUUCAACUUGGUUACCAUGUUGGAUUCAAAGGCCAAUACAGUGGGAGCAAAGAGGAAAAAUAUUUCAUCCACAACCACUUAGCAUUCACUGUAAAGUUUCACAGAGACUUGCAAACUGACUCUGCAAGAAUUGUGGGUUUUGAAGUGAAGCCAUACAGUAUUAAGCACGAAUAUGAGGGAAAAUGGGCCGAGGAUAAGACACGUCUAACCACCUGUGAUCCUCAUACUAAGCGUACUGUUAUCAACUCCAACACUCCUCAGGAAGUUGAUGACAAAAAGGAAAUUGUUUUCACUUAUGAUGUUGAAUUCCAGGAGAGCGAUGUGAAAUGGGCAUCAAGAUGGGAUGCAUAUCUUCUUAUGAGUGAUGAUCAAAUCCACUGGUUUUCAAUCGUCAACUCCUUGAUGAUUGUUCUCUUCCUCUCAGGCAUGGUAGCAAUGAUCAUGUUGAGGACACUUUACCGCGACAUCUCCAAGUACAACGAACUAGAGACCCAAGAAGAGGCUCAAGAAGAGACCGGAUGGAAACUCGUCCAUGGCGAUGUUUUCAGGCCACCAAUGAACUCGGAACUACUCUGUGUCUAUGUUGGAACUGGUGUCCAGUUCUUCUGCAUGAUCGUUGUCACUAUGCUCUUUGCCAUUCUCGGGUUCCUCUCCCCAUCAAACCGAGGUGGCCUCAUGACAGCCAUGCUUUUGCUCUGGGUCUUCAUGGGCCUGUUUGCUGGAUACGCAUCUUCCCGUCUCUACAAGCUAUUUAAAGGUGGCGAAUGGAAGAAAAUUGCUCUCCGAACUGCAAUCAUGUUCCCUGGGAUCAUCUCUGCCAUCUUCUUCGUCCUGAACGCUCUCAUAUGGGGCCAGAAGUCAUCCGGAGCUGUCCCCUUCGGCACUAUGUUCGCUUUGGUGUUCUUGUGGUUUGGUAUCUCGGUCCCACUCGUCUUUGUCGGAAGCUAUAUUGGAUUCAAGAAGCCAGCUCUGGAAGAUCCAGUAAAGACCAACAAAAUCCCCAGACAGAUUCCGGAGCAAGCUUGGUACAUGAACCCUGCCUUCUCGAUCCUGAUCGGUGGAAUACUCCCAUUCGGAGCCGUCUUCAUUGAGCUCUUCUUCAUCCUCACCUCGAUAUGGCUGAACCAGUUCUACUACAUCUUUGGAUUCCUCUUCUUGGUGUUCAUCAUCCUCAUCAUCACCUGUGCUGAGAUCACUGUCGUGCUCUGCUACUUCCAGCUGUGCAGCGAGGACUAUCUGUGGUGGUGGAGAUCUUACCUCACCUCAGGAUCUUCUGCAGUCUACCUGUUCCUCUAUGCCACGUUCUACUUCUUCACGAAGCUGGAAAUCACGAAGCUAGUCUCUGGAGUGUUGUACUUUGGUUACAUGCUGAUCGCUUCGUAUGCGUUCUUCGUCCUGACCGGCACAAUCGGUUUCUAUGCAUGCUUCUGGUUCACGAGGCUCAUCUACUCAUCCGUCAAGAUUGAUUGA
Linum tenue is the source of this 1653-nucleotide messenger RNA. The record is from the annotation of a GenBank genome assembly. NCBI's taxonomy places the organism in Eukaryota, Viridiplantae, Streptophyta, Magnoliopsida, Malpighiales, Linaceae.